Messenger RNA from Mizuhopecten yessoensis (Yesso scallop), 1902 nucleotides. RefSeq names its product voltage-dependent T-type calcium channel subunit alpha-1I-like. Gene Ontology annotation, biological process: sodium ion transmembrane transport; membrane depolarization during action potential; calcium ion import. The record is from RefSeq and is a predicted model, not a curated record. The transcript has 14 exons. Bases 1 to 1902 code for a protein of 633 amino acids. Gene Ontology annotation, molecular function: voltage-gated sodium channel activity; low voltage-gated calcium channel activity. Gene Ontology annotation, cellular component: plasma membrane; voltage-gated sodium channel complex; neuron projection. Lineage: Eukaryota; Metazoa; Mollusca; Bivalvia; Pectinida; Pectinidae.
AUGGACACUGAUGAUGAUGAUGUAUUUCAGCCCAAUUGUACCAUCAUCAAUAACAGGCCUGAAUGCAAUGGACAUCUGCCCCUAAACAACCAGCGAACUCUUAGUCCACAGAAUUCUUUAAAGAGACAGCCAUUUCCUUCACCAAGAAAUUCCAUCAAAAUCCGCAACAAUUCUGUGAGCAGUACCCAGAGUGUGUGUAACUCGAUAAUUUUGAGUCGCCAGAACUCAUUUACCAGUCGCAGGACCAUGAACUCCUUGUCAUCAAUGAACGGUAUAAAGGAUGAUUACAAACAGAAUAACCUGUCGUCAGAACCAACAGCUAUAGUUGACUCCAUUCCCCAGACCACACCAGAGGAAGAGGAUGAGGAAGAGGAAGACCCCGACGCCAUUGAUGAAGCGAACUGUUCCUGUUCCUGGUGCCCAGAGCCAAAGGGAUGCUUCAAAACCCGCGAGGAGUAUGCUCUGUACCUCUUCCACCCCAACAACAGGCUCCGACGGCUGUGCCAUCAUUUCAUGGCGCAGAGUUUGUUUGACAACAUGAUUCUCCUGUUUAUUGCCCUCAACUGUAUCACGCUUGGCAUGGAGCGACCAGAUAUUCCUCCAAAGAGCGCUGAGAGAAGGUUUCUGACUUACGCCAACUAUGGCUUUACCAUUGUGUUUGCUGUGGAGAUGACCAUUAAGGUACUUGCUAAGGGGCUUGUAAUUGGCAAGCAUGCAUACCUAAAGAGUGGAUGGAACAUCAUGGAUGGAUUCCUGGUAGGGAUAUCACUGGUUGACAUCAUUAUCUCUCUCACAGCCAACAGCAGUCCCAGGAUCUUUGGCAUCCUGCGUGUGUUCAGGUUACUGCGCACCCUAAGGCCCCUCAGAGUGAUCAGUCGAGCCCCAGGCCUGAAGCUUGUUGUUCAAACAUUACUGUCCUCACUCAGACCUAUUGGUAAUAUUGUCCUCAUCUGCUGCACAUUCUUCAUCAUCUUUGGAAUCCUAGGAGUACAGCUGUUUAAGGGCUCAUUCUACUACUGUAAAGGGCCAAACGUGCAUCACGUCAAAAACAGGACCCAAUGCUUGAAGGAUCAACGCAACAUCUGGAUCAACCAAAAGUACAACUUUGACAACCUGGGACAGGCACUGAUGGCUCUGUUUGUGUUGGCCUCUAAGGAUGGCUGGGUCAGUAUCAUGUACACUGGACUGGACGCAGUGGGUGUAGACCAACAGCCACAGAUCAACUUUAAUGAAUGGCGCCUGGUGUACUUCAUCUCAUUCCUAUUGCUGGUUGGCUUUUUUGUCCUAAACAUGUUUGUUGGAGUGGUUGUAGAGAACUUUCACAAGUGUCGAGAGAACCAGGAGAAGGAAGAGAGAGCUAUAAGGGCUGCAAAACGAUCACAGAAGAUGGAGGCCAAGCGAAAGAAGCUUAACAGACCUCCCUACUGGGCCAAUUAUUGCAAAGGUCGUCUUCUUGUCCAUGCAGUUGUCAUUAGCAAAUACUUUGACCUUGCCAUUGCUGGAGUAAUUGGGUUGAAUGUCAUCACCAUGGCAAUGGAAUAUUACAUGAUGCCUGCUGAGCUGCAAUUUGCUUUGAAGAUCUUCAACUACUUUUUCACUAGCGUUUUCAUCAUUGAAGCCACUAUGAAAAUUGUAGCUCUUGGUAUGAUGCGAUACAUCAAGGACAGUAUUCAGCAAUGUUGUCAGUUUCUAUUUUCAAAGUAUUUCCCCCAAUCUCCAUUCCUGCCUAGAACUCAAAAGAGUGUAAAAGUGGUCCUCAGUCCUCAGAGUGUGAAAGUGGUCCUCAGUCCUCAGGUAAUGUACCCCCUCUUAUUAUGUGUGAGGGACACAGAGUGUGAAAGUGGUCUUCAGUCCUCAAGUGAUGUACCCCCUCUAAUUGUGUGUGAGGGACACAGAGUGUGA